Messenger RNA from Neoarius graeffei (lesser salmon catfish), 5252 nucleotides. RefSeq names its product casein kinase I-like. The transcript has 13 exons. Gene Ontology annotation, cellular component: cytoplasm; plasma membrane; nucleus. Gene Ontology annotation, molecular function: ATP binding; protein serine/threonine kinase activity. Gene Ontology annotation, biological process: signal transduction; endocytosis; positive regulation of canonical Wnt signaling pathway. The record is from RefSeq and is a predicted model, not a curated record. Lineage: Eukaryota; Metazoa; Chordata; Actinopteri; Siluriformes; Ariidae. Bases 298 to 1674 code for a protein of 458 amino acids.
GUUCCGGGACUGAGAGAGAAGAGCGACAGGAGAAGGAGAUACUGAUCUCUUCAAGAAGAUUAGAAUAUAUACAGCAUUAUUAUUAUUUUAGAAACCUUUCACUUUAAGGCGACGGUCAGAGGAUUGCAUUGUCGCGGAAAUGAAAUGAGCAGAACGACCUUGGGUUUGGUUUUAAGGUCAUUUAUCAUGCAGUGAGAAGGGCUGGUGUGUGGUUGCUGAUCCCGCUAUCCCAUGCCCACUGUGCCAGACUGAGGUGCUCUCUCAGGAGCCUCUCUUGCUCCCUCGGUGCCCAGGGCCAUGGAGCACACGCGGGAGAAGGAGAGCGAGCGGCCGGCGCGGAGCACUAAGACUGGUCAGAGCCGCAGCACACACUCUCGCCCGUCUGGCUCUGGCUCGUCUGGCGUGCUGAUGGUCGGCCCAAAUUUCCGUGUGGGGAAGAAGAUCGGAUGCGGAAACUUUGGGGAGCUCAAGCUUGGCAAGAACCUUUAUACCAAUGAGUAUGUCGCAAUAAAACUGGAACCUGUGAAGUCGAGGGCGCCACAGCUGCAUCUGGAGUACCGGUUUUAUAAAACUCUGGGCAGCACAGUGGAAGGGUUGCCACAGGUAUACUACUUUGGCCCCUGUGGGAAGUAUAAUGCAAUGGUUUUGGAGCUGCUAGGUCCCAGUCUGGAGGACUUGUUUGACCUAUGUGACCGAACAUUCUCCUUGAAGACGGUCCUCAUGAUUGCAAUUCAGCUGAUAACUCGGAUGGAAUAUGUCCACUCAAAAAACCUCAUCUACCGGGACGUCAAGCCAGAGAACUUCCUAAUUGGGCGUCAGGGCAGUAAAAAGGAGCACAUCAUCCACAUAAUUGACUUUGGUCUUGCAAAAGAAUACAUCGACCCAGAGACUAAAAAACACAUACCUUACAGAGAACACAAGAGUCUGACCGGCACAGCACGUUACAUGUCCAUCAACACACAUUUGGGAAAAGAACAAAGUCGGCGGGAUGACCUGGAAGCACUUGGCCACAUGUUUAUGUACUUCUUGCGGGGUAGUCUGCCAUGGCAGGGGCUGAAGGCAGACACACUGAAAGAACGUUAUCAGAAAAUCGGAGACACCAAACGAAACACUCCCAUUGAAGUUCUCUGUGAGAACUUUCCAGAGGAGAUGGCUACGUACUUGCGCUACGUACGGCGGUUAGAUUUCUUUGAGAAGCCUGAUUACGAGUAUCUAAGGACUCUCUUCACUGAACUAUUUGAAAGGAAAGGAUAUACCUUCGACUACACGUACGACUGGGUCGGCAGGCAGAUUCCGACGCCAGUCGGGUCAGUUCAUGUGGAUUCAGGAGCCUCUGCCAUCACUAGAGAAUCCCACGCCAACAGAGAAAGACCUUCACAACAUCAGCCACUGCGGAACCAGAAGGUCAGCUCGGAGCACAGGGGAGCAUGGGACGCCCAGCCUCAUCGGCACACCAACCUGUCUUACCUGAGUUCGUAUAUGGCUUCUGACCGGCAUGGGGGCUCUGCACAGAUGAUCAGCUCAACCAAUGGGGAGCUGAAUGCAGACGACCCUCUGGUAGCCCAUUCCAAUGCACCAAUAACAACGCAGGCAGAAGUGGACGUAGUGGAUGAAGCCAAGUGCUGCUGCUUCUUCAAGCGUAAAAGGAAGAAGAGUUCCCCGAGGCACAAAUGAGCCAAAAUGUUCCUCUCCUUAUUUUCACUGCACUGCUGAUGUGAGCCUCUCCGUGGAGAUGCAUUUACAGCUGGAAAAUUUCAAGGCCAAUACAUACAGUACAUUCAUUGGCCCUGCAAGAACGUUAAAAGUCCAGAGGCACCUGGACAGGACUGUCUCCCCUUUGCACUCUUUUAAUUUGCCUUUUCAUCCUGAUAUUCCUUUAUUUGUGUAUUUUAAUGUUUUUACGGAUAUCUGUCCCUAUGAAGUGCCAGUCAGUAGUGGACAGUCAUGCUGCAUUUCUUCCUGAAGGGUUGUAUUUUGCUAUGGACAUUUUUAAAAGGACAUCUUGUGUCACUUUUCCCCAAAUGUUCAACCAUUUCAAGGACUUUUCUUGCUCUUGUGUUUGGCCUGUUUAUUGUUGAGUUGGGUUUUUUUCUAUCCGUUUUUCCCCAUGCUUUUGGAUGGAGAGGAAGUCAUCACUUGGUGGUACCUGGACUCAAUAGCACAGAUUACUUCCACUUCGCUGCAGUUUCCGUCUAUGCCGUUUGAAUAUAAACGUCCAUUUACUGUAUGCAUUGUGUAUUACUUGCACCCAUAAACACAUGAUCACCGUUUCGUCACAAAAUAACCCAUUUAAUGCAAAGUUCAAAACUCCACAAUACAAUAACAGUCACAUUGAAAUGAAUGUGUUACACUGGAGACAAAUAUUAUUGCAUGUAAAAGUGCAAUACAUACAUCAGUAUGUAUACGUGUAUGAAUCUCUAAAGGAGUUUUGCCUAGAUGACUGGCUUUUGAAGGAUUUUGUCCCCUAAGAUCAAAAUCUUGGAAAAAAAAAAACCCUCAAUAUAUUGAAGUAUUUAUUCUGAAGGUAUUUGUGGCAUGUAAAAUGUUUGAUUAGGUAACCAAAAGCCAUAUUUCAUGGAACUGUGUAUUUAAUCGUAUUGUAGUUUGCAUGAUCUAAUCCAUGGCUUCUCUUAAUACAUUUACAGCAGGGGUGUAAACAGGAAAGCGCAAAUCAGUCCCACUCAUUUGCUAUGUGCUGCUGUAUAGAAUCUUUCAGCUUUGGAUGUGCAAUACUCAUUCCCAAAGUCUUAAAGGUUAGAAUUGUCUAUCACCACUAAUUUUUUUUUCCCCAUUUUGUCUUAUUUGUGUGUUAUAUUUUCAGAUUAUGAAAGCUAUAGAAAACUGCUUCCCCACAGAUGAGGCCAACAGAUUAAACUUGACAGUAAGUUUACAUAUAUUGAUGGUUUCUGUACCAUGUAGGUUUGUGCAGUAAGAAGGAAGUUAUUGCUCAUUCACGUUGUCCGGUCUCUUCUCUCAUGUCCCCUGCUGACGAUGCUGUGUUAUGACUUGAUGCAGCUCUGUAAUCCACACUAGCCAGGUCAUUAAAAGGAUUUUCUCGGAGUAAAAAUAUCAGGACAAUAGCUUUCGAGGUUUGGACGAGCUCCUAUCCUAACUAUAUUACUACUGAGUUUCUGACUGCAAGCCUGUCAUAACUUGACGUGUGGGGUGGGGGUUUUUUUAAUCUUUUUUUUUUUUUUCCCUCCUGCAACUAAUUAUCCUGAAUCAUUAUUAGUUGUGAAGUGUGUUUGUCUUAAUACUCAAGAUACUACAGAGAUGUUGGGUAAACAGUAUUCAAGCUCUUUGCUCCUUGAUAUACUCAAGUGUUUGAGAGAAAGCUAAAUUAACUUUCUUUCAUAUGUAUCAUGUUCUGGAAUAAAAGCAUCUACAUUUUUUUUUUUUUUUAAAUCAGGUUAUAUUUUUCCUCAAGCUAGCUUUUGUUUGGGUGAAUGUUUCUUAAUGUGUAAUCUAAUAAGCAGCUGCCUGUUAAUAGCAUUAAUUGUAUUGCAAAUCUUUUGUACUGUAGCUGUUUUUUUUUUUUUUUGUUUGGUUUUUGAUUGAAUAUGGAUUAAUAAUUGUGGCCUAAAUGAUGGACUUGUUUUCAGAUUUUUCCUUUAAACAAUUUUUUUUUUUUUUGCGCGCGUGUGUAUUUAAUGAACCAUGCCUCAAAUGGGAAAUUGUAUGGUGUGUUUCUGUGCAUUUACAGUGCAAAUGACUGUGGUUACUUUAUUUGUAAUUUUAUUGAUUGUGAAUACUUGUGAAUAUUUUUCUUUUAUUUUCAUUUAUUCGGAGAACACUAAGGUCUCCAUGGCACCUCCUGGUGGGGUGAAUGAUUGGAUCUGUGCUUUUCUCCUAAAUUAGCCAUAUGAUGAUAAACAAACAAACAAAAAAGUAUAUAUAAAAUGUAAAAUGCUUAUUUGCGCAUAAUCGUUUAAAUUAUCACUUUAAAUUUGUGUUGUUUGUACACUGAUUGAACCAGUGUUGAAAUCAUUGUAGCUGAAUGUUUGUUUUCAUAAAGAACCUUGGACUAGGUGGACCAGAUUUCCAUUAUGUACGUUUAAUUUAGUCCUGUAUGGUUGAUACUGAAACUGAUCAUACGCUUAUGUUUGGAAUUCAUUUUGGUUGUUAUUCUUAUUGGAAGUCUUAUCUUUUGACAUUAAUUUCUGUGUUAUUUUGGGGCAGGAAUACUACAGUAGUGUGACUGUAAUGUUGCCUUUGUUCCCCCUAGUCUGUAUCUGCUUUGAGUCAUGUAAACACUGGUUCAGUGGGGCAUUGCAGAAAACUUGUAUUUCAACCUUUUUCUUUCCUUUCUGCACCUAUCGUUCCAACACCAUCCAUUUGUGUGUUGUCAACGAUUCCACACUUGUUUACUUUUACUGUUUAAUUCCUGAGUACACUGAAUGUGCUUACAUACAAACAUGUCCUAGAGGAGUGAGGGCAUGUUUAUGGAGAUUAUUCCUUAUGAGUAAUCUUUCGUCUUUCCUCAAAGCUACAGUCUUAAAAACCCUAUGGCCUGGUUCCCUGUUCACACAUUAUGCCUUACUCAAAAAAUGCUUGAGAAGUGAAACAAGUCUGGAGAGUGAGAGAACUGUAUCAUGUUAAAAUUGAUUUGAUUUUUGCAGAUUUAGCUUGAGAGAGGCACAUUCCCUUAUUUAAUGUCCCAACCCCAGAUAUGAUGGAACUGACACCACUAAUGAAACCACACUGAGAUCAAUCAGGAUCUGUCCUGUUGUAAAUUAUGUAAAAUAUUUAACUGUUUGUCUCUUGAUGAAAACGAAGUCUAUUACAGAGCUGGGUUUUAUUUUAGUCCUGGUUUAACCUGUAUAAAGUAAGCCUACACUGAUACAUGAAAGCAAAGGAAAGUUAAGGGAAAGUGACAUUCACAGAUUUUUCCACUAUUUCGACCUUGUCUUGGACUAAAUGCUGUUAACGAGCAUUUCUAACCAGAAGCUUUGUUCAUGUACAGUAGUAUCAGGGCUUAAUGUAUGAAAUGUAUUAUUACUGUUUGUUAAAAUUUUGAAUGUCAUUUCCUAAAUCCUUAUGCUUUAACUGUGCUAAAGGGCUCCAGCUGUGAAGAAUCCAUUAGGUUUUGGGAAGCUUUGUGUUCAGACAGAGGGGCAGCCUCCCUGUGUAAUGGCCAUUAUUCAGAGGCACCGAUAUAUACUUUUUAUUCCUUCAACCCAAAGGGGUAGGUCAAGUUUGGUCCCUUUUUUAAUGUAAAAUAAUAAUAAAAAAAAUCUCUCUCUUACCCUUCA